Anguilla anguilla (European eel) is the source of this 1602-nucleotide messenger RNA. Its product is annotated as achaete-scute homolog 1b-like. The record is from RefSeq and is a predicted model, not a curated record. Gene Ontology annotation, cellular component: RNA polymerase II transcription regulator complex. The coding region runs from base 260 to 916 and encodes 218 amino acids. Gene Ontology annotation, biological process: regulation of neurogenesis; neuron differentiation; positive regulation of transcription by RNA polymerase II. Gene Ontology annotation, molecular function: protein dimerization activity; DNA-binding transcription factor activity, RNA polymerase II-specific; RNA polymerase II transcription regulatory region sequence-specific DNA binding. Lineage: Eukaryota; Metazoa; Chordata; Actinopteri; Anguilliformes; Anguillidae. The transcript has 2 exons.
CGGAGCCACGCGCCUGGCUCGCGAAGCCGGUGAGCAGAAGAAUCACUCAGCGGGGCGGGUCCUUCCAAGGAAGCGUGCAUCUUUAAAGGGGUGGGGUGUAGGGCGCGUGUUGAAAAAGAGGAGAGCUGCCAAAGUUCGCUUCAGAUCAGCCACUGGAGAAGGUACCGUCAGGAUUUAAAUCCAAGACCACAAACCGAGACACACAGUCUACGUAAGGGAACUAAACAGUGGUCUACUUCUCCAGCUCGUUAAUUGCUUAAUGUGUGAGAGGGUUUAUGUGAGUAACCUAUUUCAGUUAGUUGUAUAUCUUAACUCAGAAGCAAUGGAAAUCACUACAACACAAACCAGGCAAGGCGCUUAUACUGUUAGAAUUUCGGAGGGCCGUUCCCCGGUCACUGUGGAAACCUCUACACAUGAAUGCGGCAUCCUCAACGUUGCAAGCCUGCAGACCAAGGGCAAAGUGCUGAAAAGACAGCGCUCUAGUUCGCCUGAACUUCUCAGAUGCAAAAGGAGGCUGAGCUUCAAUGGGCUGGGCUACACUCUUCCACUACAGCAACCUGUCGCUGUGGCCAGACGCAACGAGCGCGAGAGAAACCGGGUCAAACAGGUCAAUUUGGGUUUCCAGACGCUACGCCAGCACGUGCCCAACGGGGCAGCCAACAAAAAGAUGAGCAAGGUAGAAACGUUGCGUUCGGCAGUGGAGUAUAUCCGUGCGCUGCAGCAUCUUCUCGACGAACACGAUGCGGUGUCAGCGGCGUUUCAGUGCGGGGUUAUGUCCCCUACCGUAUCUAACAACAACUCGGUGGACCCGGAAUCCCCCCACUCUAUCUACUCAUCGGACGACGGAAGCUAUGAACAUCUAAGUUCGGAGGAGCAGGAGCUGUUGGAUUUCACCACCUGGUUCGACAGAUACUGAUCCGGUGCCAGAAAUAAACUUUAAACGAAAGGGGAUUAUCCGGAGUACUUCUUCCUCGCCGUUUCCAUGCAACAAGGCAAUUGCUGUGGUCCCAGGAGUAGGACUAACAGAAGAAGCUACGAAUGUGCGCGACUGGGUUCACCGGACAUGGCGUCCAAGGACAAGGGCACGACACCAAGUUAAUCGAGUUAACAUUGUAACAGUUAAUUUAAGUGCAAUUAUAAUAACUAUAUUUAGUUGUAACUACGAAGGCAGCCUGACUCAAAGGUAAUUUGGCUGUGUCGCUGUACCGAUUUGAAAAACCGGUCCCAGAGCCACUGAAAGUUCCAGAGAAAAGCGACAGUUUAAGAACUAAACACUGAGUCGGCCAUGACUGGAAAAUGGCAAGAUCGGUUUAAUUCGUUUUCUUGUGAAUGUUGCUUUUAAUUAGUUUACGUUUUAAAUUUGUAUCGCUCGUUAAACUGCAUAAUAAGAAGACGUAAACGUGCGAGCGUGGGGUAAUUGCGCGAUACUCCGAACUUUCCGAACAUUCACGUGCUGGAUUUUCACAUUUUAAUAACCUAUUUAUACAUCUGAUCUGUUGAAAGAAUUAUUUGAAAGGUUUUCACUUCUAUGUACGAUUGGUGUUUCCAUUUAUGCACUUGUAUCCCCAUUUUUGUACUAAAUGUACAUAUGAAUUUUAAGAG